CCAUAUUUUUAAUCCUGUUGAGACCAGCAGCUCGGUUUGCCGCUAACUUGAGCUGGAGAAACCUCCACACAAGACAGCAUUAAGUGCGAAAAGGAUCUACUUCUGAGCAAAAAGGGACAACUGCCUUAGCGUCCUAGCUGUGUCUGUCUGUUCAUCCUGCAACCAUGAAUAUCUUCAGACUAACAGGGGACCUCUCUCAUCUGGCUGCUAUCAUCAUCCUGCUACUCAAAAUAUGGAAAAGCAGGUCAUGUGCAGGUAUCUCUGGAAAGAGCCAAAUCCUGUUUGCUCUUGUGUUCACCACACGCUACUUGGAUCUGCUCACGUCCUUCAUCUCCCUCUAUAAUACAUGCAUGAAGGUGAUCUACAUCGGCUGUUCGUAUGCCACAGUCUACCUGAUCUACGCAAAAUUCAGGGCCACCUAUGAUGGCAACCAUGACAGUUUCAGAGUGGAGUUCUUGGUUGUCCCUGUUGGAGGUCUCGCUGUUCUCAUCAACCAUGACUUCUCUUUCCUAGAGAUCCUUUGGACAUUCUCCAUUUACCUGGAGUCGGUGGCAAUCCUGCCUCAGCUCUUCAUGAUUAGCAAGACUGGUGAGGCGGAGACAAUUACCACCCACUACCUGUUCUGCCUGGGCCUGUAUCGAGCCCUCUAUCUCUUCAACUGGAUUUGGCGUUUCUACUUUGAGGGCUUCUUUGACAUGAUCGCUAUUGUGGCCGGCGUCGUCCAGACUGUCCUCUACUGUGACUUCUUCUACCUUUAUGUCACCAAAGUGUUGAAAGGCAAGAAGCUGAGUCUGCCAGCAUAAAAUGUAGAGAAGUAGACAGCGACACCCAGCAGACUCAGGGGGUGUGGAGAGGACAUCUUGGAGUCUUGUAACCUUAUAGCAAAGGAUGCCGGAGACAGAGAAUCAACUAAUGGGGAAAAACACUAGUCUUCUUGAUGAUUGCUGAUGGAACUGGUAAAUGCCAACACACACCAGAGCUGAACAAAGACCACCCCAAAUCAACCUUUGGAUUUCUGUGUUCAGCAUCUUGCCUUAAACUUCUUUGAUUGCUGUUCAAAUAGGAGAAGAGGCUCUUUUUUGUUUUUGUAUUUUUUUUUUUUUUUACAUGUGAGGUGUAUACGCUUAUUUUUUUUUUUAUUUCUUAUUUUUAUAAUGUCACAAAUAUGGUCAGCUCUGAGAAGUACCUUGUUUGACUUGGUAAUGAAAUGCACAAAUGUACAGUCUUAUUAAAGAGUGAGAUAAAGAGUAAUGUAUCUGAGUGCCUGAUGACGAUUAUGUCCAUUUUCUCGCGGUUUUAUUUUUACAUUUUUUUAUCUCAAUAAUUGUAUGCAUAUUCUGUAACACAUGUACCCUCUCCUGGAAAUGUUUUAAAGAGGCCAACACACACAUGGGUUUUGUAAAAACAUCGCUUUCUAAAAUCACUCAAGACAACAUUUUAAAAAGAUCUUUCUCUCUUCUAAAAAUCAGAGCUUUUUUUCGUACAUACAACUCAUUCAGUGUAAGAGGUGACCCAUAAAAUACUUUACUUGAAUGCCAGCAGUCUUUUUGUCAUAGCCGUCAGUAUUUUCAAAUAUGGGUAUCUCAUUUGGAAUUAAACUUCUCAUGUGACAGAUUUUUCUUCAGCUUACUGUAUCGAAGAAGCUAACACGCAUCAGUCGUUUCACAGCUUUAAUAUAGAUUUCAGUCUUAAAAUAAUGUUACAUCACAUUUUGGAUGUAGAGACAGCACAAACUUCGUUUCUGUCAGUGUUGCACCCCAGUAACAAAUGCAUGAACACCUUCCAACAGCGGCUUGUCAGUUAUCUCAAGGUUGAAAUGUCACUAAAAUCAGAAAAAAGCAAUAAUGAAUGACAGAACAAAGAUUACACUUAUACCGGGAUGUGUAGAUAUUUGGCAUGAAGAUCCUCCAGCACUUUGACCGGUUGUGACAUUUCAGUUAUCUGAAUGUCUGGAGUGUGAACAAUUCAACAGAUGUGACAUUAUGCUGUUCAGUAAUUGAGUAGGGGUUGUCAUGGUGUUCACUGGGUGCAUUUCUAUUGAAUUUAAAGGCCUUUUGUUAACUUCAACUUUUUCAAAUUUGCCAUUCCUAAAGGAUUAUUUGAGGAUUAUUUUGAACUUUUUUUUCUCUUUUUUUUUGCAUGAUAUCACCUCCAAUAAAGAUUUUAUGAGA
Toxotes jaculatrix (banded archerfish) is the source of this 2171-nucleotide messenger RNA. RefSeq names its product ER lumen protein-retaining receptor 2. Gene Ontology annotation, biological process: endoplasmic reticulum to Golgi vesicle-mediated transport; protein retention in ER lumen. Lineage: Eukaryota; Metazoa; Chordata; Actinopteri; Toxotidae. The record is from RefSeq and is a predicted model, not a curated record. Bases 165 to 803 code for a protein of 212 amino acids. Gene Ontology annotation, cellular component: membrane; endoplasmic reticulum; cis-Golgi network. The transcript has 5 exons. Gene Ontology annotation, molecular function: ER lumen protein retrieval receptor activity.